CUCACUCGCUGCCGUACCUCCGUCACACCGACUCUUCAACUCCCAUAUCCUAAUCGCGUCCACUCAACUCCAUCUCCUGACCAAGGCGUUCCUCCGAUGGGGACAAGCGCCUCCAAGAACUCCGACAGCUCCCAUGGCGGCCGCGACGGCCAGCUCUACGUCUCCCUUAAGAUGGAGAACUUCAACAUCAGAGGCGAUCUCAUCCCCCACGUCUACGGCUCCGCCCCCAUCACCGGUUCUUGGGACUCCGCUAAGGCCCUCUCGAUGGCCCGGGAGUCGGCGUCGACGUGGGAGCUCAGCUUCGUCGUGCCCCCCAAUCACGAGACGCUGGACUUCAAGUUCUUGCUGAAGCCGAAGUACAGCAACGUGCCAUGCGUGGUGGAGGAGGGGCCGAGCCGGUUGCUCACUGGAGGGAUGCUGCAAGAGGAGGAUGCCAGGUCGGCGCUGUUCAAGGUGGGCGGAUAUGAGGAGGUUCUUGAGUACAAGUUGUUCAUUAAGGUGGACAUAGUGUCCCCGUUCGAUCUUGCAGCUAGUUGGAGGGCAUAUCAGGAGAAUCUUGAGCCGUCGAGGGUACGAGGGAUUCCAGAUGUCAGUAUCAAUGUUGCACCCGAUAAUAUGGGUUCGGAGAAUGGGCCAGCAUCCACUUUGGAGCUUGAUUUAGAACACUAUGUUGUUCCAGCACCAUCUUCCAGCGUUGGUGUAGUUUAUGCAGCUAAUUUGACAGAGACACCAAGAUCCUUGGUUAAUACUGGAAUUUCCUCCAAGAAUGAUGCCUCAAGUGGAAGUUCAUAUGACUCGAGUAAAGCUGGUGUUUUUUCACUUGACCAUUCCAACAGCCAGAAGGAUAUGGAUUCUAUGGUCUUGGAUCCUCCCAAACUUCUUCCAGCUCCUGGUAUGGUUGAAUCGAAGUCGGUUGGCACGUUUUCACCAUUGCUAAAGGAAGAUGGCCAAAAAGGACUCUUAGUUGAUAGGGGUGUGGGCUCUCCUAGACUUGUUAAAUCAGCUAGUGCAGGUGCAGUCACAUUUGAUCCCAAGUUGGGCUCUGAGACAAAGAAGGCCAUGCCAGCAGCAGCUGGAGCAGUUGCAGCCGCAGCUGUAGCUGAUCAGAUGCUUGGACCAAAGGAGGAUAGUAGGUUGGCCAUUGUGUUGGUUGGUUUGCCAGCCCGGGGAAAGACCUUCACAGCAGCCAAGCUUACUAGAUAUCUGCGUUGGUUAGGUCAUGAGACCAAACAUUUCAAUGUUGGCAAGUAUCGCCGCCUUAAGCUUGGAACAAACCAGUCUGCUGAUUUUUUUCGUGGGGACAAUCCAGAAGGUUUGGAGGCUCGCAAUGAGGUGGCUGCUUUAGCUAUGGAUGAUAUGAUAGCCUGGAUGCAAGAAGGAGGUCAGGUUGGUAUCUUUGAUGCAACAAAUAGCACCAGAAACCGAAGGAAUAUGCUCAUGAAAAUGGCUGAAGGAAAAUGUAAGAUCAUAUUUCUGGAAACAAUUUGCAAUGACAAACACAUAAUAGAAAGAAAUAUCCGCCUGAAAAUUCAACAAAGUCCUGAUUAUGCAGAAGAACUUGAUUUUGAAUCUGGAAUGCGGGACUUCAAAGAACGCUUAGCUAAUUAUGAAAAGGUAUAUGAGCCGGUAGAGGAGGGUUCUUAUGUCAAAAUGAUUGACAUGGUCAGCGGACAAGGUGGCCAGAUACAAGUUAACAACAUCAGUGGUUAUCUUCCUGGCCGAAUUGUCUUCUUCUUGAAUUAUCCAUGCUUAGGUAAAAUGUGGUUGUCACGACAUACAAAACAUCUUCUACUGAAAUCAUUAGUUCAGGUGAAUACUCAUCUCACACCCCGGCCUAUUCUGCUUACUCGGCAUGGUGAAAGUCGAGAUAAUGUCAGAGGAAGAAUUGGAGGUGACGCAGUUUUGAGCGAAGCUGGUGAACUUUAUGCAAAGAAACUUGCAAACUUUGUUGAGAAGAGACUGAAGUCUGAGAGGACAGCUUCUAUAUGGACUAGCACACUACAAAGAACAAUACUAACUGCAAGCCCAAUUGUUGGAUUCCCAAAGAUACAAUGGCGCGCUCUUGAAGAGAUAAAUGUUGGAGUUUGUGAUGGAAUGACUUGUGAAGAAAUAAAGAAAAACAUGCCCGACGAAUAUGUAUCUCGUAAGAAGGACAAGCUUAGAUAUCGAUACCCUCGUGGGGAGUCAUACUUGGAUGUCAUUCAAAGACUGGAACCUGUAAUUAUUGAGCUCGAACGACAACGUGCACCAGUUGUUGUCAUUUCUCACCAGGCCGUGUUGAGAGCAUUGUAUGCAUAUUUUGCUGACAGACCACUAAAAGAAAUUCCGGACAUUGAGGUGCCACUUCACACAAUAAUUGAGAUACAAAUGGGGGUUACUGGUGUCCAAGAGAAAAGAUACAAACUCAUGGAUUAAUUCAUUUCCAUAAGGUGUAAACAUGAGUUAACAUUGCUUGUAGCUGGCUCUUCCAUCUUGCAUUUUUGUUGUAACAUAUAUAUAAAUAUAUAAUUAUGAUCGACAAACUGGCUGUCUGCUUGGAAGGAAGCAACUCCAAUCACUUUCUUGGUGACAUUUACCACCUGAAUGAAAAAAAGAAGAAGAAAAAAACAGUUAAUUUCUUCAUCUUUUGUGUGCUUUGCUUUUCAAGCAACGAGACAUUGUGUAUUUCAUAGUUAUAGCAGGUAGCAUUCUUGGAGUACCAAACAGACUUAGAAGAACACUGAAUUUGCUGAAGAGGUCUUCUGGAGAGGUGAAUCCUUUUCCCCUCUUAGAUGAGACUUAUAAUGGUAAAAAGCAUAAUCGAUCAGUUACUAUCCGAGUAUGGAGAAAUUAUAUACAGCGAUUAUAUCUAUUUUUUUUUGUCUCAGAUUAAGAUUUCCUUGAACUUACAUAAUUGAAGUGUUUGAUGUUGAAUAAAUUCAAGGAUAGCAUGCAGGUUCCUACGUUCAAGUACACUUCGUUCGUUCCACUGAUGGAAGAAAUGAGCUUCCCAAAGGAUCUGAAGUUAUCUUUUUUGUUGAUAUGCGUGGAAGAUUACCAUGACUGUCCGGCAUAUAUUUUCUACUACAUGGUGUUGUGUAGGCAUGCUUUCAUGUGUGUGGCCGCGACCUGGCAACGACGGACUAUGGCUCAGGAUCGCUUUGGCGGUGGCCUCCGCAAGCGAGGGCUUCAAGAGAUGCUUUGCGGAACUCCUUUGAUGACAUGGUCGGUUGGGAUGGCCAGGUAGUGUACAUCAUCUGACGAGCUGUGAGCCAUGCUGAUGAUCAGAUCAGAUCAGGUUCAAACAGAUUGUGCAGGAGAGCGGAGGUCUGCUUAAUUUUUCUGGAAACCUUCGUUCAAACAAGUGUUGUGACAGCCAACACUUGGUUUCGAAGGAGAAUGAAACCGACCUCUCGUUGCCGCAUGCAUGUCGGCAUCGAGGCAUUCCACCGUCCUACGUACACGUGCAGAGAAGAUAGACAUCCAAGAGUCGGUGGCCAGGCUACGCAUUCCAAAGCACGACAGAGAGCCCAAAGACAAAAGCGUGGGAGUACGUGUACAACCUGCGGGGGUUUCCCUCCCGAUGUCGCUACUAUUUAGUUGAUCCAGGAGAGCGAGCGAGAGAACGGGGAGGGGAUAAGAGCCAUGGAGGAUAGCGUUGAUGCGAGCGAGAGCUUCGUCUCUCUUUCAUCCAUUCUGAAGCCAGAAGACCCACCCAACGGAGGGCCUGCAGUAGAUAGCGAUGAGGAAGCAGAAGAGAUAAUGGCGGCCAAGAAGCGAGAUGCUGUAGACUCCAGCCUCAAGGGAGCCGAAGAGGUUGACGAUGGUGUCGGGUUCAUCGGUCGUCUUGUGUCUAACUUGACCGUCUCCGUUCCGGGCGGCCCUGUCGAGGGGACCGAGGAUAAUCACAAGAAAGAAGAAGAAGAAGAAGAAGGUGGAGGGCUCAUCAACCAUCUCUUCCCCUACUUGCCUGUUACCAUGCCAGACGAGCAAUCUCCUUCAGCGGCUGAGGCCUCGCUUCUCAUCUCUAUCAUCGAAGACUAGGGAUAAAGACAAAGAGGAGAUCAACGUUAUUGUGGUUUCCAUUCUGCUCGUACAUGUUCCAUCUCUCAGGUCAACUUUUCUCUUGAGAGGUCUACUUCCAAUUCCAUCCAGCUGACAAUUUGUUGCUACAAGGCUGGUGGCUUGUCACCCAUCCCUAUGCGCCAUGCAAAUGAUGUCUAAGCUCCAUGUAAAUGCCAUUUUAAUUCCAGUUAAUCAAUGUACUUAUGCGUGCUGGAGAUUGAA
Molecule: messenger RNA, 4266 nt
Organism: Musa acuminata AAA Group (dessert banana)
Lineage: Eukaryota; Viridiplantae; Streptophyta; Magnoliopsida; Zingiberales; Musaceae
Product: 6-phosphofructo-2-kinase/fructose-2,6-bisphosphatase
Exons: 26
Coding region: 97-2415 (772 amino acids)
Biological process (GO): fructose 2,6-bisphosphate metabolic process; fructose metabolic process
Cellular component (GO): cytosol
Molecular function (GO): ATP binding; starch binding; 6-phosphofructo-2-kinase activity
Source: RefSeq, a predicted model, not a curated record